Molecule: messenger RNA, 903 nt
Organism: Triticum turgidum subsp. durum (durum wheat)
Lineage: Eukaryota; Viridiplantae; Streptophyta; Magnoliopsida; Poales; Poaceae
Source: the annotation of a GenBank genome assembly
AUGUCAGCUCUAGCUCUAGUACUAGUACUGCUCUGCUCGGCCACGAUCAUGGCGGCGCCGGCGCCGGCGGACGUGGAGUCCCACAGCUUCCCCGUCUUCAACGCCACCACGACCGAGAGCCUCUGGGUGGCAACGAACAUGUCCGUCGUCACGCCGGCAGCGCUCCUCUUCAGGCCAGAGCAGCUGUUUCCGGAGGUCAACGUGUCCGAGGGGUUUCUGCUGCUCCCCAAGAUGGUCGACGUCUGGCGCGCCGGCGCGGGCGGGUUGCCGACACGGGAGGCGUCCUUCAACACGAGCUUCACGGUGGAAAGCGCCGCCCCUCCCGUCUCCUUCGUCCUCCUCCUCGACAGGUUCCCGACGCUCAACAACCCCCUGGGCCUCCGUGGCGCUAACGGCUCGGCCGCCGGUGCCGCGCCGAACGCCACGGACGGCCUCGCCGCGGUCGAGGUCGGCACGGUGAGGUCGUACGCGCCAGAGUCUCCGAGCGUCGGCCUCAACGUCACCGUCACGCCCAACGGCACCGCGGCGCCUGGCCGCCGCGCCGUGUGGGUCGAGUACAACGCCGUCGAGCACGUAGUGCGCGUGUACGUCGCCGCCGGUGGGGAACCGAGGCCAGCCAGAGCGCUCCUCGACGCGCGGCUCUCCCUCGCUGGCCAAGGCACCACGCAAACCGCGUUGGUCGGCUUCUUCGCCGCCAGAGUCCGCGACAUCUUCGUCGGUGUUCGUGAUUGGGACCUCGCGGUGGACAGGCUCGACACCGACGGCAAGAAGAAGGGGACGCCGUGGUGGGUGAUACUGAUCGCGGUGAUCGGGUCCGUGGCCGCCGCCGCCGCCAUCGUCUCCCUGGUAGUGUGCUCCUUUGUAUCGAGGCGACGGGCGCGCGAUGUGGAACCCAAGCAAUAG